CUCCAAAAACUGAUGUGGGGCCACGUGUCUUGGUCCUAGGCCGAGACAGUAAAGAGUGGUUAAGCAGACGCUGAAGUCACAUUCAUGCGUAAUGGGGAACUCAAUCGCGUUGCUUCACGUUGCCAGUCGGAACUAAUUUAACAACACAUUCGAAUUGCCGUUUGGGUUUACAAGGCAGUUGACUAUCACUGCAUGUUACUGUGAACAUUAGAUAAAAGCUAUAAUAUUAGAACUACAAAUCGUUAAUAAUGGACGACCAAGGGUGUCCGCGAUGCAAAACUACGAAAUACAGAAACCCAUCUCUAAAACUUAUGGUCAACGUCUGCGGUCACACACUAUGCGAGAGCUGCGUGGAGAUGCUUUUUGUGCGUGGCUCAGGGAAUUGUGUUCAGUGUGAUACACCGCUUAGGAAGAGCAAUUUCCGCGUACAGCUGUUCGAGGAUCCAGCGAUUGACAAAGAGGUGGAAAUCCGCAAGAAAGUUCUGAAGAUAUACAACAAAAGAGAAUUUGACUUCCCAAGCCUCAGAGAGUACAAUGACUAUCUGGAACAGGUGGAAGAGAUUGUAUUUAAUCUGACCAAUAACAUUGAUCUGGAGAGGACUCGGCAGAUAAUGGAACAGUACCAAAGAGAGAACAGAGAUGUCAUCCAGCGCAACAAAGUAAAGCUGACUCGUGAGCAGGAGGAGCUGGAGGAGCUGCUGCUGCUGGAGCAGAAAAGUACAGAGGAGAGGAGACUGGAGCUGCUGGAGGAGGAGAAGAGGCAGCUCCAGGCCAAGAGGAAGAACAAGCAGGCCUUGCUGGACGAGCUGGAGAGCUCCCAGCUGCCCGCGUGUGUCUUGCUGGCUCAGCACAAGGACAGAGCGACACAGCUGGAGCGGCAGAUCGAGAAACAGAAGCAGGCCGUCAAAACCACCAUCUUUUCCACGGGCAUCCCAAUGGGUCAGACGGUGUCACUACAGCCUGUGCCAGAGAUCCGGGAGGUUCUGUAUCACUACCAGCCUCUGUUCAUUGCCACACACGGGCCCCCAGUACCUGAGCUGGACCAACUGCAGAGACUUGGGUACCUGAACCAUGUGCGAGCAGCAUCUCAGCAGGACAUGGCUGGGGGCUACUGCUCUGGAUUGGCUUGUCAUCGUGCUCUUCAGGACGCUUUCAGUGGACUCUACCCCUGAUCUGGUCUGAUCAGAACCUGUCCCAAGUCUGCACAUCAACUUCCGGAGACCAGAGAUUGCGCCAUAAUCCCUAACAUCUGAUGUAGCUGUCCAAGCCCCACAGGAGCAUUCUAGUACUGGAGAGCAUUUAGAUUGGGAUUGGUCUGGUCUACACCUAAAGUCAGCAGAUGCUGUAGAGAACCAACUGUUCUCCACUAUUCAUGUUUGUGCACACCACCCUUUUGGAGUCUUGUGUUGAUGCAAGGUGUGAAGUUUGCUAGAAAUAUUUUAUAAAUAAAGUCCCCAAAUCCUUUCCUAUCUACAAUGGACAAUACUUUAACUAUUUAGGCAUCAACACAGUUGCUUCUUGCAUCGUAUAUGGACUAAAAACAGGACAAAAAUGCAAAAAUGUCUUUCAAUCCUGUCUUCAUGUCGGUCUGUGCCCUGGGUUUAGUGAGUGUGUUUUUCCUCAAUGAUGUGUGUAUAUAUUCCAUUAAAAUAUUUUUACAGACAAUUUUAA
Molecule: messenger RNA, 1671 nt
Organism: Alosa alosa (allis shad)
Lineage: Eukaryota; Metazoa; Chordata; Actinopteri; Clupeiformes; Clupeidae
Gene: mnat1
Product: MNAT1 component of CDK activating kinase
Exons: 8
Coding region: 249-1172 (307 amino acids)
Biological process (GO): nucleotide-excision repair; positive regulation of cyclin-dependent protein serine/threonine kinase activity; regulation of transcription by RNA polymerase II
Cellular component (GO): transcription factor TFIIH holo complex
Molecular function (GO): cyclin-dependent protein serine/threonine kinase activator activity
Source: RefSeq, a predicted model, not a curated record